Racocetra persica is the source of this 494-nucleotide messenger RNA. The record is from the annotation of a GenBank genome assembly. Lineage: Eukaryota; Fungi; Glomeromycota; Glomeromycetes; Diversisporales; Gigasporaceae.
UCUACGAAUUCUUAAUCGGAGAACCCCCACAAAGAUGGUUAUCUGCAAUGACCCUAAGUACCUGGCAUAAAGAAGUUUCACAAAUUGAGACUGAAGCUGGAAUAUAUAAGGCUUCACAAUAUUCACAGUAUGGAAUCCUUGUGGAUGAAUCAACUUGCGGAGAAAAUAAAUAUUUUGUUUGGCUUGUAGAACCAACAGAGUGUGAAAUAAACUUAGCACAUCGAUUACGCACUGAUUUUGAGAUAACUAAUAAUACUUUCGGCCUUCGGGAAGAAUUAUUAGAUUUAAAGACCCACCCAAAUAUGAUGCAAGACCUAAAGCAAUCAAAAUUACGACUUUUGUCUGGAGAUAUUGAUGAAGAAAAUAUUGCUUUAGGACUUUUGAAAGUUCGUACAAACCGUAAAAAGCAAUUAGUGGGAUUAGUUCAAGACGGUGUAAAAAUGCAUGGGGAAGAAGAAGCAACUAAAAUAUUUUUAAAUUUAUAUAAAAUUUAA